AUGGGGGGCGAGUAUACACCAGAUGUCAUGCAGUAUGGUUUUCUCUAUGAUGUCUUUACAGAGCUGGUACCGGCCGGUGGGAGCACUAUCAUAGAGGUGCUCGAUGAUAAAUCAUGUCCCAAAGCGCUCCGCUUAGGAUCUCGACAACUCGUUGUAGCCCACAUCCGCCUCGAACGAGCGGUCCGUCACCGACAACGGACCCACGUUCGUCAGCGGUCAGACGAGCUCAUCGAGGACCUCGAACACGAGCUCAGCGGUAUCGUGACCGAGUAUCUCCAUGUCCGCGUCACAUACCGUCACUCCGGCUUUCCUCACCAACCCAUGCGAAAACAGAGACAGGGUCAAAAUCAACGUGCGGUUGGGGGCCCGGUGACAGAGUGUGAUGAUGGCAUCGCAGGUAUUAAAACGACCAUUCAGACCACGGCUGUAGGGACGAUCAAGCGGCACAAUGCAGCAUCACCGUGGUGUCAACCACUGCCCCGGUUGUCGCCGGAACCCGGAAGUAGCCACUUUCUAGAGGUGAUUGCGGCUCACUGGGGUCCUGAUAAUGCGCAUGCUGUGAUGCAACGUGUAAUACGCUCGAAGCAGGCGCUCGUCAACCAUAGAAUCACUGGGUCGCCGCCUCUGUUGAGCAUGGCCUCAAAGCGGGGAGAUGAGAGUGAUACCGACGAGGUUGACCAGCACAACCUUGACCUCCCGGGUCACCGUCAUGAUAAACAGAAUCAUGUCCGCCGUAGUAAUCAUCAGGAAGAACCGCCCCUCCCUCAAGACGACGAAACCGAGACAAAGGACGAAGAGCUAAGCAUCGAAGGUCUUACACCACAACCUGCUAUUAAAAAAAGAGCCGGGCCUUUCUUACCUGUCCCACGACGACAGGCUAGUUUGAGUCACCUAAUUGAGCGUGAAUUGGCCGCCUCCCGUGGGGAAUCAAGUCCCAGUUCGAGCGAGGACAUAAAUAGAGAUCGGGAGCGGGCUACGGACGCCGGUGGUGUGGACGAUGGUGAUGGCGGGAGAUACAACGAAACCACCAUGGAUGGAGCGGGCGAUGACAAGGAGGUAAGGGUUCAGGGAAAUAUCCCUACCAAAGAGGACUUGAAAGAAACGAUACCACAAGGAACGAUACUCCGACGAGACAGCAACCCUGUUUCUCCUCUUCUAUCACACCCUCCCCCUCACUCUCUCCACGACCACCGUCAACACAGCAAGACCACGACCAGUAGAAGAAAACGGGUGGUCUCCUUCUUUCAGCCCUGGUCAUCGUCUGCUACUACGCUUGCAGGCACCCAGCGAUCGGGGGUCAUGAUGGACCCGCUUCCGCUGAGAGUGGAUAAGAAUUAUGUGGAGGGGAAAGAGGGGAAGGAUGAGGAGGGUGUUGGGGAUCAUUGUCAAGGUGGGGGAGCGGGAAAGCGUGCUGGUGGUGGUGGUAGCGGUGGUGGUGGGGUGAGGAGGAUUGCGAGUAGGAGUGUGAGUUUGAGGAUGAAAAGGGGGAAGGAAAAGGAGAAGGAGAAGGAGAAGGAGAGGGAGCGGGAGGAAGGGAAAGAUAGGGGUUGGGGUUGGGGAGGUUGGUGGUAG
Messenger RNA from Dichotomopilus funicola, 1572 nucleotides. RefSeq lists its product as uncharacterized. Bases 1 to 1572 code for a protein of 523 amino acids. NCBI's taxonomy places the organism in Eukaryota, Fungi, Ascomycota, Sordariomycetes, Sordariales, Chaetomiaceae. The record is from RefSeq and is a predicted model, not a curated record. The transcript is spliced from 3 exons.